Molecule: messenger RNA, 1095 nt
Organism: Babjeviella inositovora NRRL Y-12698
Lineage: Eukaryota; Fungi; Ascomycota; Pichiomycetes; Serinales
Gene: ERG3
Product: C-5 sterol desaturase
Exons: 1
Coding region: 1-1095 (364 amino acids)
Biological process (GO): lipid biosynthetic process
Molecular function (GO): iron ion binding; oxidoreductase activity
Source: RefSeq, a predicted model, not a curated record
AUGGAUUUAGUACUCGAAGUGUUUGACUACGCUAUUGGCGACAGCUUGUACACCAGGUUGUUCCCCACAGCGUUGCAAUCCACCAUCCCGCCAACCAUCGCCCGCACCUUGAAGUUCGGCAAUUACUCGGACUACGCACAGCUCUCGGUGAGCAACGGCGUGAUGCUAGACACAAAUGCUGCGUUGAAGGACGUUUAUGGGGUGUUCCCAAAUAUUUUGCCGGAAUCAGCACAGAUGUACGCGUCGUUGCUUCCGAGACACAACAUCAUCCGCCAGUGCUUGUCUCUCUUUGUCAUCAUGACGGUCUUUGGCUGGUUGUUGUACUUUUCUGUAGCCUGGAUCUCCUAUAUGACGAUUUUUGAUCGCACCAUCUUCAACCAUCCGCGCUAUCUCAAGAAUCAGAUGCGCUUAGAAAUCCACCAAGCUGCAACCUCCAUCCCCGUGAUGGUGCUCCUUACGGUUCCGUGGUUCCUUCUCGAGUUGCGUGGCUAUUCCAAGUUGUACAUGAACAUUGACGAAUCCACAGGUGGCUGGAAGGCUGUCCUCUUCCAGCUUCCGUGCUUCAUCAUGUUUACCGACUGCGGCAUCUACUUCAUCCACAGAUGGUUACAUUGGCCUCGUGUCUACAAGAUGUUGCACAAGCCGCACCACAAGUGGAUUGUGUGCACGCCGUUCGCGUCGCAUGCAUUCCAUCCGGUCGAUGGCUACGCACAAUCUUUGCCGUACCACUGGUUCCCGUUUGUCUUCCCGUUGCACAAGGUGGCAUACUUGUUUUUGUUCACAUUUGUCAACUUCUGGACCGUUAUGAUCCACGAUGGCGCCUACUUCUCCAACGAUCCGUUUGUCAACGGGACCGCCUGCCACACCAUCCACCACUUGUACUUCAACUACAACUACGGGCAGUUCACCACCUUAUGGGACCGUUUGGGUAACUCGUACCGCCGUCCAGACGACAACUUGUUCGACCGCUCCACCAAGGAUAGCAAGCAGGUCUGGAACGACCAGGUCAAGAAGAUGGAGGAAAUUAGAGGCGCCUUGGAGGGCAACGCCGACGACAGAACCUAUGUCGGUGGUUCUGACAAGAAAAAUAUGUAA